AUGGGAGACGCAUCAGAGAGCCAGUUUAACCACUCCCCAAUCUGCACAACAUGUUCUAAGGAGAUUUUCUCAAAAAUAGCCCCUCUCCUACGGAACGACUCCCCAGACCCAUUUGCAACGGUGGAACAUUCACAUACCUCGACUCUCUCGAUACUGCUCCGAAACGCACCCAACUGCAGCUGGUGCAAGGAGAUAAUCGACGCACUGGAAGAGUUCAAGCAUCUUGAGAGAUUAGAGGAUUCUACAUCUACUUCCUUGACUGUCUCCUUGGUGAUACGGCAUUACUGGAAUGUCGCCCCGGUCGGCCGGUAUACGGUUGUCUUGGCUGUUGUCGAAGAUGGGAACGCGAUUGUCAUGCGGUAUUAUGAGAUGUUUUCUUACGAUGGCACGACACCAGCCAUCUCCCCAGAACAUGCUGAUCAUAUGGCACGGAAGAGCCUACUGCACAGAGCGGCGCAAAAAAUGAAAGACUGCCAGGAGAACCAUACCUACUGUCAUCCGGGAGGUAGCUUCUUCCCCACGAGAGUCAUCGAUGUAUGGGCCGAUCCCACAAGAGAGAGUAGAGUGCGACUGCACGAAGACAAAAACACCAUCGCGCCCUACGCAGCCCUGAGCUACUGCUGGGGUGGGCCACAGCCUCUAGCGACAACCAGCAGGACAUACCUAUCGCAUAUCGAGCAUGGGUUCGAGAUAUCCGACACUCCCCCAACCAUCCAAGACGCGAUUGCUACGACGCGAACACUAGGUCUGCGGUACUUGUGGAUCGAUGCAAUUUGCAUCAUUCAAGAUUCAGAGGCGGAUAAACAGCAUGAGAUUUCGCAUAUGCGUUCUAUAUAUAAGAACUCGUACAUUACUAUCGUGGCUACAACGACUAGAAGUGUCUCUCGUUCAUUCCUGGACCAUGUUGCCCCUCUGCGCACUGAACUGAGAAUACCCACGCAUGACCAUUCAGAUGCUCAGAAAAGGGGUGUUUUGCAUUUCCGACAGCGGCUUGAUCCAACUUCCACCCUUGCAGAGGACAAACACAGACGAGCCUGGACACUUCAGGAGCGGCUACUCUCCCCACGAGAUCUAAUCUUCAGAGACAACAGUCUGGUAUGGCAAUGUCGUGAGAACGACGAAAUGAUCUUCGGGGAAGUACACGGCUCACAAACAUCCGGAUCAAAUCAGCUCCCACUCAGCAUGUUAUCCUACAAUCAGGACUCAGACAUGCCUCCAGGAAUCCAGAUCAGGGACGUCGAAAGAGUAUGGGGCGAACUCCUUUCUGACUACGGCGACCGGGACCUCACGAACGCCGAAGAUAAACUGAUUGCAUUAGCUGGAAUCACGGAAGAGUUCCACCGUGUCUUUGAAGGUAGAUAUCUAGCUGGUCUGUGGGAGCGAAACCUACCACAGGAGCUGGUGUGGGCGAUUGCCAACCCACAACCUCCCAUGAGAGAGUACACAGCUCCCUCGUGGUCAUGGGCAUCAGUGAAAGGGAAGGUGAUGACUUUCCCGUGGAUGACUGCCAGGGACUUUGAGGUUCUUGAAUGCCAGGUGGACCUCGCAACAGAGCAACUACCAUUCGGUGCUGUGACGGGCGGCUAUUUAAAGGUCAAGGGCGUCCUGAAGGAGGCAAAAUUUGACAUUAUAGAUCAGUUUCUCCUUCCACUUCUUCUUCCCAAGAAAGACCAGGAUGAAUGCGUUGAGAUCGGGACCGUAUUGCUGGAUGCGUUACCCGAUGAGAUCUUGGACGGCUCCAUUACAGCCCAGAGCCGUAUACGAAAGCGCAUAUGGUGUCUCCAGGUGACUUGGGCCGUUGGCCCUGGAUCUGUGGGAAUGGCCUUGGUCCCGGCUCAUGAUCACACAUUUCGGCGUAUAGGGAAAUUCAGCGCUCCUGGGAAGAAGGACUGGUUUUCUGGUAGCGAGAAGCAAAUAGUCAUCAUAGAAUAA
Monascus purpureus is the source of this 1932-nucleotide messenger RNA. The record is from the annotation of a GenBank genome assembly. NCBI's taxonomy places the organism in Eukaryota, Fungi, Ascomycota, Eurotiomycetes, Eurotiales, Aspergillaceae.